Salvia hispanica is the source of this 1765-nucleotide messenger RNA. RefSeq lists its product as uncharacterized. The record is from RefSeq and is a predicted model, not a curated record. NCBI's taxonomy places the organism in Eukaryota, Viridiplantae, Streptophyta, Magnoliopsida, Lamiales, Lamiaceae.
UUUUUUUAUGGGAUAUGGAGCCCCUUUCUUUUGAAACUUCAAUUUCAAGAAAAGAUUUUUACGAGUCUAUGACGUCGCUUGCAUUUUUUUUCUGUUUGUGUAGUUUUCCCCCUUUUCUGUUUGUUGGACUCUACUUCCGCUUUAGUUUAUGUGGUGUGUCAAUAAAAAUGUGAAAACUUGUUUGCUUUGCUGCUUGGUGAAAUGGUUGAUAUUUGCAGCCGAAAACUGCUAUGUUACGGCAAAGACAUCAUGAUUGAUCUACUAGUGAAUAUAUUAUUCUGUUUAUGACUAUCUCAAACUAACCUUUUCUGUUGGACUAAUAGUAUCAGCCUGCUUAUUGAAUUACUGUGAAGGCAGGUGUGAUUCAAUGAGAAGAAAUUGAAACUGAUUUGUUUUGUCAGUCGUUUCGUAUAUACGUUUUAAUCUUUGAUACGUUUGAGCAACUGGUUCUCUCGCGUUUUAAUCUUUGAUGGCUCUUAUCUUGUGACUUGAAAGAAAGAGUUCCCUGUAAAGGAAGGGGAUAAUAACUUGUUCCCAUAGAAAAUAUAGGAACAUGAAGAUUGAAUCAGAACUAUCGACAAAUUCUUUCCAAGUCCUUGCUCCCGGUUGUUCAAUCAUUUGAUAACCAGAGUCAUUCUUUGAUAAAUGACAAUAACCAGUUGUGCUUGCCCUGGAUAACAUGUUAUGUGCAUUAAGCCAGAAAGUGUGUUAUGGAUCUCCAAUAACCCAACAGUAGCUUGUGCUUGCCUUGCUAUAGCUUUCAUUAGAUGAUUAUGAAGACCAACAAUUAUUUGCACGUGUUCCACUUUCCUGAACUUUCAAGCUCGACAUAUCAUGAUAUAUUUUGGUCUUUCGGUUGCAUCAAUGACGUGGAAUAUAGUCCAUAUACUCUGGAGAACAUUUCUACUGACACCUUUUAAGCUCAUCACUGUAUUUCUUCAUGAAGUGAGCCAUGCAAUUGCUUGUAAGCUUACAUGUGGUCAGGUAGAAGGCAUCCAGGUUCAUGCAAAUGAAGGUGGCGUCACUCUAACACGUGGUGGCAUUUAUUGGCUGAUCUUGCCGGCUGGAUAUCUUGGUUCAUCAUUUUGGGGUAUGGUUCUUGUACUUGCAUCAACAAAGCUUCUCACUGCAAGGAUUGCUGCUGGUGGUCUUAUCCUUGCCCUUGUUAUUGUCUUCUUCAUUGCCAAAAACUGGACAUUGCGAGGGCUUUGCAUCGGAUUUAUUGUGUUUAUCGCUAUCAUUUGGGUGCUGCAAGAAUUAACUAAAGUUCGUAUUCUUCGCUAUGUUAUUCUCUUCAUUGGUGUUAUGAAUAGUUUGUUUUCUGUCUAUGAUAUAUACGAUGAUCUGAUAUCUAGAAGAGUCAAUUCGAGUGAUGCUGAGAAGUUUGCUGAACUUUGCCCCUGCCCUUGUAAUGGAGCUGCGUGGGGAGUUAUAUGGGGAAUGAUAUCCUUCAUAUUUCUUUCGGCAUCAAUAUAUCUUGGACUUGUCAUCUUGUCGUGAGGGUUCAGAAACUUAGUUCUUGAUCAUGAUCCAGCGCUGUACCUCGUGAUCUUGAACCGUACAGUUUGUUUACUAGAGAGCAUCAGAUUCAUUUCUGGCCGUGUACAUCUAUGGCCACAUUCUUUUCUGUUGAUUCUCAUCCCAGCUUCAUCAGAUUCUAAUCUUGUUUCCUACCAGUAGUAUAUCAUUAUUUAGAUGUUUGGUUAAUUCUCAUUCUUUCCAAUUCUGAUUACCUCAUCUUCAAUUAAUUGCAAACUUGUGUGUU